UUUUAAGGCUAUACUAUUGGCAGAAUCCUUUUUAAGUUUUUAAGGAAAAUUUUCUUUUUCUUGCUGCCCUGCCUAUAUUUGUACUCAUUCACUUUGGCUCUCCAUUGUGCAAAAAACAACCAAAGAUUCAAUCAAAAAACCCUUAUAUUUCAAUUCACAACGUGGAUAAGAAAACCCUUUCAAUUCAUGGUUCCAAAAGUCCAGGAUCAGGAAUUGGCAACAUAUAUUCUCUUUUUUUCCAAUAUACCUAGUUGUAGAUAAUAUUAAAAGUACCACCAUGUCAGCUAGAUAGCUAAGCGGCGAGCCGGUGACAAAGGUGAGGUUUCAACUCUCUGUGUGUAAAGUACUUAGUAUGAUGAUGAGUUUUAGUUCGUGUCAAAAACCGGUAAUCACGCAUCUCCUAUCAUUGGUUUUUUCUUCAUUUUCGAAAUUAGAGCAAUCCAAUCUGAAUCUACCCAACAUAAAGAUCCAGGCUUGAUUCUUGAAACUGUUUGCUUUAUUGUUUCUUUUGCUGUUCAUGGACAACUAUAAGGAAGUUGAAGGGAAAAGAGUCCAUGAUCAUCGUUUUGGCAAGAACACUAUGAGUACGUUAGCAAGGUGUAUAUGGGUGCCAUGCCCGGUUAUCAUUGGUGCUGGACCUUCAGGUCUUGCCGUUGCUGCUUGUCUCAAAGAAAGAGGUAUCCCUAGCUUGAUCCUUGAAAAGGCUAACUGUAUAGCUUCCUUGUGGAAGCUCAAAACCUAUGAUCGUCUUCGCCUUCAUCUUCCCAAACAAUUCUGUGAAUUACCCUUCAUGCCAUUCCCUGCAAAUUUCCCAACCUAUCCAACCAAAACCCAGUUUGUGGCUUACUUGGAAUUGUACAAGAACAGUUUUGGUUUAGACCCAGUUUUCAACAAAACCGUAGUGAGCGCAGAAUUCGACGAUCAAUGUGGGUUUUGGCGGAUUAAGACAUUGGGGCUGAAACAAGAAAAAACCGAGUAUGUAUCUCAAUGGCUCAUUGUUGCUACUGGGGAGAAUGCUGAUGAAGUGGUGCCGCGAAUUGAUGGCAUGGAUGAUUUUGGUGGGCCUAUACUUCACACAAGCUCGUACAAAAGUGGCCUGUUGUUUCGUGGAAAGGAUGUUUUGGUGGUUGGUUGUGGGAAUUCAGGCAUGGAGGUUUCUUUGGAUCUCUGCAACUCUAAUGCUCGCCCAUCCCUCGUGGUUAGAGACUCGGUGCACGUCCUGCCUCAAGAGAUGCUAGGCAAAUCAACUUUUGGUUUGUCCAUGUGGUUACUCAAGUGGUUCCCCGUGCGCCUCGUGGAUCGGUUUUUACUGCUCGUCUCUCGUUUCAUGUUGGGAGACACUGAAAAAUUCGGCCUCCAUCGUCCCGAAUUCGGUCCUCUCGAGCUCAAGAACCGAUCCGGCAAGACACCUGUUUUGGAUGUUGGAACACUAGCAAAGAUCAAGAGUGGAAACAUUAAGGUCUGUCUGGGUAUAAAGCGAAUAACACACCGUGCUGUGGAGUUUGUAGAUGGAAAGAAAGAGAAUUUUGAUGCCAUCAUCCUUGCCACCGGCUACAAAAGCAAUGUACCACAAUGGUUGAAGGAGGCAGAUAUGUUUUCAGAGGAAGAUGGUAUGCCUAAGGAGGCAUUUCCAAGAGGGUGGAAAGGUGAACGUGGGUUGUACGCAGUAGGGUUCACAAAACGUGGUUUGCUUGGUGCCUCCUUUGAUGCUAAAAAGAUAGCUGAAGAUAUUGAGCGUCAGUGGAAAGCUGAGGCCACAAAUUUCAUGCCAUAUAUUCAUCCCCUCACCUCUUCAUAAGCUGAUCAUAAUAUGCAUCCAAAUUCACAAGUUAUUUCCCCAUUGAACUCGAUGUGAUUGUUUCAUGUACUUUGCGAACUAAAUAGAAUUGGGAAGUACGUAGCUAGGAAUUUGCAGAAGAUUACAGGAAAAAUAUUUUCCGUGUGAAUAUAAAAGAUGCAGCAGCUUUAGUUUGAA
Molecule: messenger RNA, 1975 nt
Organism: Gossypium raimondii (Peruvian cotton)
Lineage: Eukaryota; Viridiplantae; Streptophyta; Magnoliopsida; Malvales; Malvaceae
Product: indole-3-pyruvate monooxygenase YUCCA2
Exons: 4
Coding region: 518-1798 (426 amino acids)
Biological process (GO): auxin biosynthetic process
Molecular function (GO): flavin adenine dinucleotide binding; N,N-dimethylaniline monooxygenase activity; NADP binding
Source: RefSeq, a predicted model, not a curated record